Sorghum bicolor (sorghum) is the source of this 1034-nucleotide messenger RNA. RefSeq lists its product as uncharacterized. The transcript has 5 exons. Lineage: Eukaryota; Viridiplantae; Streptophyta; Magnoliopsida; Poales; Poaceae. Bases 88 to 702 code for a protein of 204 amino acids. The record is from RefSeq and is a predicted model, not a curated record.
ACCAUCCCGAGUCCCGACGACCCGACGCAUCUCGCCGUUCUUCGGCUCAUCUGCGACGGACGUCGUCGCACUGAAUCAUCGUCGGGCAUGCCGUCUCCGCCGCGGCCGCUCGCCUCGCUAUGCCGCCGCCGCCGCCUCGUCCUCCUCCUCCUCCUCGCCCCGGCGCUCCUGCUGCUCCCCUGCAUGGCGCACAGCGUGGGGGACGAAUCGGUGAAGGCGCUUAGCGUCGGCGAGGAGCUUUUGGCCGAGACCAUGCCGCUGCGCCACGGCCGCCGGGUCUACAGGAUCGACGGCCUGCGCCCGUCCGCGUGGUACGAAGUCAAGAUCUCCUACCCGGCCUCUAUACCGUCGAGCUUUUCCAUUCAGCUUUUGGACGAUUGGAGCAGUAAGAACAGGAGGCUGCUCAACACGGAGAAGAUAAUUUUCAAGGCUGAGAGCAGCAACCCGGUUUAUGUUCUUGUCACUGUGGAGCCUGAGGGCGUGGUGGCGAAGCCAAAUGUGACAGAGAGGGAGCUUGCACUUUUUAACAUUGUUUGCGAUGAGCUUAUGCUUGGGAUUCCACAUUUUGCCUGGUGGGUUGGGAUUGCAGCGCUGCUUUGCAUUGCGCUGGCGGCACUGGCACCACUUGUUCUCCCGCUGCACAAGCUUCUGAACUGUGAAGGCGCAGAAUCGAGCAAAGCUAAUGCCGCUAAGAUGUCAUGACUCGUGAUAGGUGAAGUAGGGUUGAAAGGCAAGAAUGCUCAGUUUUGCAGACUAGGCAACUGUACUCAUCUUUUCCCUUUCAGAUGAUUCAAGCGUGAUUGUUGUACCAUGGAGUUUAUUGCUGUACGUAUCCACGUCAAUCCUGAUAGUGAUGGAUGGAGCAAGUGUUGGACCUCAGUUUCUGUCGAUAGUAACAAUCGAAUUUCUAACAAUUGAAGAGGCAUAGUUUUUGUUUGUUCUUUUUUUUUCACGGAAACGAAAUGGAGAACAAUAUUUCCAGAAACGAAUAGCAAACAUGCUGAUGGUUUAUAAAAGAGAGAGAGGUUGAAACA